This is a messenger RNA of Daucus carota subsp. sativus, 983 nucleotides long. Its product is annotated as peroxygenase. NCBI's taxonomy places the organism in Eukaryota, Viridiplantae, Streptophyta, Magnoliopsida, Apiales, Apiaceae. The coding region runs from base 31 to 762 and encodes 243 amino acids. The transcript has 6 exons. Gene Ontology annotation, molecular function: monooxygenase activity; calcium ion binding. The record is from RefSeq and is a predicted model, not a curated record.
CACACAAAAGUUAUCAAAAGAGAAGAGAAAAUGGCAGGAAUAGUAGAAGGAAUGGAAAAGAAUGCAACCAUGACUGAGGCGCCACUGGCUCCCGUUACGAUUCAGAGGAAGGUCCGCACCGACUUGGACGAUACUCCUCUACCCAAGCCUUACAUGGCGAGAGCUCUGGCUGCGCCAGACACAGAGCACCCGAAUGGGACACCAGGUCAUCAUCAUCACAACAUGAGUGUUCUCCAACAGCAUUGUGCUUUCUUUGAUCAGGAUGACAAUGGAAUUGUUUACCCCUGGGAGACUUACUCAGGAUUCAGACAGCUUGGAUUCAACAUGAUUGUGUCGCUACUCGCUGCUGUCUUCAUCAAUGUCGGGCUGAGCUAUCCGACUCUGCCUGGGUGGUUUCCGAAUCCUUUGUUUCCGAUACACAUUUAUAACAUUCAUAAAUCCAAGCACGGGAGUGAUUCAGGGACUUAUGACACCGAGGGAAGGUACAUGCCAGUGAACCUUGAGAAUAUCUUCAGUAAAUAUGCUCGUACAGUGCCCAAUAAGCUGUCACUUGGAGAGCUAUGGGACAUGACCGAGGGGAACCGUAUCGCGUUUGAUCCUUUUGGGUGGGUCUCGAGCAAAUUGGAAUGGGGGAUUCUGUAUGUACUGGCUCGGGACGAGGAAGGAUUCUUGUCAAAAGAAGCAAUCAGGCGCUGCUUUGAUGGAAGCUUAUUCGAGUAUUGUGCUAAGAUAAACAUGGGAUUGCAGGGGAAGACUUAUUAAUAUGGUAGGCGAGUUUGCCAUAAUCUAUGGUCUUUGAUUCGAGUCCUGAAUAAGAAUGUUGCUGAAUAAUGUUAGUUCAGCUGUACAGACAUAAGACACUUGAGAUGUGUUUAUGGAUAUUAUGUUAUGCUUGCUUUAGUUGUUCCCCGUAAUCUAAUCCUUGGCUCUUCUAAUGUGUUUGAAAAGUUAAGUGCAGUACUGAAAAGAGUUCGACUCAAGUA